Messenger RNA from Miscanthus lutarioriparius, 1263 nucleotides. The record is from the annotation of a GenBank genome assembly. NCBI's taxonomy places the organism in Eukaryota, Viridiplantae, Streptophyta, Magnoliopsida, Poales, Poaceae.
AUGGCCAUCAUCUUCAUCAAUCCCCGGGUGCUCUACUUCGUCGUCGUCGUGCUGCUCUGCGGUGGCCACGCACACGGCAAGGGCAGAGCGGCGACCGUCUAUGGCGUGACAGAGUACGGAGCGGCGCCGAGCAACAGGGACAACAAAGACGCGUUCUUGGCCGCGUGGCGCGCGGCGUGCGACUCCACCGCCGGCAACCCGACGCUCCAUUUCCCCAAGGGCACGUUCGCCGUCGGUGCCGUGGCGUUUGAGGGGCCGUGCAGGAACGGCGGCGGCGCGCCUGUGGUGGUGAUCGACGGCGUGCUCCGGCCGUGCGCGGGGGGCCGCGGGUGCCGCCUCUCGGACGAUGCCUGGAUCACCUUCAGCGGCCUGAACAACCUCCUGGUCACCGGCGACGGCACCCUCGACGGCCACGGCGCCGGGAGCGAUGACAGGAUCAAGUCCAAGUCCAAGACGACGACUCUGGUUCUCGACGGCGUGACUAACUCCACGCUUCGGGGCCUGGCGUUCGUCAACAGCCGGGGCUUCCACGUGAACAUCCGCCGCUGCAGCCGAGUGGUGGCCGAGGGCCUCGGCAUCCACGCGCUGGAGCGCAGCCGCAACACGGACGGCGUCCACGUCGGCCUGUCGAGCCACAUCCGCGUCCUCGACUCGGUGAUCGGCACCGGCGACGACUGCGUGUCCGUCGGCCCCGGCUCCGUCGACGUCCUCGUCAACGGCGUCAUCUGCGGGCCCGGCCACGGACUCAGCGUGGGGAGCCUGGGGAAGGAGGAGGGCGAGCAAGACGUGCAGGGGCUCAUCAUCAAGAACUGCACGGUGAAGGGCACCACCAACGGGGUGCGCAUCAAGACGUGGCCCGGGUCGCCGCCGAGCCGCGCGUCCAACAUCACCUUCCAGGACAUCACCAUGGACGACGUCGCCAACCCCAUCAUCAUCGACCAGCGGUACUGCCCGCACGACCACUGCGCCGACGCCAACAAGCCGUCGCAGGUGCAGAUCAGCGACGUGACGUUCGAGCGGAUCGAGGGCACGUCCAGCAGCAGGGUGGCGGUGCAGCUGCUGUGCAGCGAGGAGCGGGCGUGCACCGGGGUGCGCCUCGACGGCAUCAACCUCAGCUGCGGCGACCAGCCCUGCCGCUCGGUCUUCUCCAACGUGCGGGAGACGCCCGGCUCCGGCUCUGGCUCGGUGGUGGCGCCAGCGCCGAGCCCUGCCUUGGCUCCGGCGGCGCGUGCUCCGGUGGAAGAGUUCGCCGUAGCAAGGUAG